AGCCAAACGGAGUCCGCAUGUCUGCGGAGGAAAUGCCUCCCAACAUGACAAGCAUAGGCAAGAAGAAGAACAAAAGGGAAAAAAUAGCUCAACCAGUACAACCGGUGCACCCUCAGCCGCAUAAAUCGCCAUCGCCAGAACCAUCGCUGGCCAAGGUGACCGACGUGAUGAAGGGCGAUGCCGGCGCAGCAUGCACGAUCCUGUCGAUUGAGCCGGAAGGCGCGACCCGCGACGUUGAGCAGGAGCUGUUUCUCAGCGACUCACCCUUGUUUGGCGCGAGCCCCAUCAACUCCGCUAAAAUCAUGGAAGUUCCUGCCUUGACGGCACCACGCGCACCACCUCGACCAUCACGCGAUCGAACAUCAAGCGUUAACUAUCUCAAAGGACAGGUGGCACGUUCUCAGCCAGUUCCAACGUCAACAUUCUCGUCAACUGUGGUGGAGUUCGUUCAUGACGUUACUUUACAACAUCAGUCUCAGGCACAGAUGGUUGAAAAAGUUGAAUGGGUGGAACUGCACAGCAUCGAGAAAGCUGGACAGCCAAGCCGCCGGAUGGAGCUUAUAGUACUGGGACUAGCUCGAGGAUUCCAAGUUUGGACGCUUAAUGAGAGUGGUGAUUGCGAGGAAGUGAUGUCGGAAAGACAAGGUCCUAUCAGGGCAUUUGUUCCCCUAUCGAGCAAUUUCGAUUUGCACAACGGCGAAGUAGACCCUUUUGCGGAUCAGCGUCCAAUGGUGGCAAUGGUCGACACGUACACUACGAUUCCGGAUCGACAGUAUUGUUCUGUUUCGAUAGUGUCUCUCAGUAGUGGUAAGGGUGUGCGAAGAUUUGCGUUCGAGGAGCCUGUUUGUGGCUUAAACACUGCAUCCAGGUAUCUUGUAAUAUCACUAUCCACACGCCUUGUUAUCUACGAUACCGUAACAUUAACUGAAAUGCGGUCGAUCCGAGUGGUACAACCACCAGAGUCUUGUGCUCCUGCAGUUGCGCUAAAUCAACAAUUUGUUGCCUUUGCUGACUUCAAGUUGAAUCCGGACAUGCAAAGUUGCGGCGGAAUGUGCGGUGAUGUCGAUGAUGCCCCUGCCACUUAUGCUAAUCAGAUGUUUAGCGUAGCUAAGGCUUUGUCGCGCACAGUCACUUCUUCUGUAACCCGAGUGAGUGGCUCAAAAGCAGGGGAAGUGCCCAUGGGGAUCGUCACUGUGAUUGAUUUGGAGAAGGAAGUUGAAGAGGGAAACGAGGCACUAGCUGUGAUGGCACAUUUUGCGGCUCAUAAUGAGCCAUUGGCACAUAUGGCAUGGUCUCCUGAUGGUCGUCUUUUAAUGACAGCCGAUACGUCAGCAUGCGUUUUCCAUAUAUUCUCGAUUCUUACCCAUCCAUAUACACCACUUCUGUCUGCUGUGCAGCAUCUGUACCGUUUGCGUAGGGGUACAACUAUUGCCAAGGUGGUUUCAUGUGCUUUUUCUCUUGAUUGCCGAUGGUUGUCAAUUUGCACAAACCAUGGCACUUGUCAUGUGUUUGCGAUCAGUCCUUAUGGUGGUAAGCCGUCGAGGCGAACUCAUGGAGAACAUUUCACGAACAAGGAUUCCCGCUUUCUGCGAUCAGCCGGUUUGGCUGGAGGUGUCGAUGCGCAAGCUGUGUUACCACCACGUUCUAGGAACCACAGUGGAGCGACACCAACAGCAAGGGAGCAUCCAUGUAUGUGGAAUCGCACCAUGGCUCGAUCUACCGCUAAUCCUAGGAUAGGACCCUAUUCUCCUCCAAUUACACUGGAUUCUGUGAAGAAAAUAAGGUCUCAGUUGAGCGCGACCAAUCUUCUUGCCCUCGGGAAAGAUCUGGCUCCCCUUGCUCUCGCAGCUGUGGGCGCUGGUGGAAGCUCAAAACGUCGAGCCAGCGUUGACUUGCCACGAGUGGCGCUCGCAUUCUCCAGUCGAACGGCAGCGACCGCCCGAUCUCCAGCACUUCUCAUCGCCAGUGCUGAUGGAGGAGUUGUGUGCGAAUAUGAGCUCCAUCCACGAGUGUUGGGUUCAAUGAGCACAGAAGAUCCGCCACAAAUUGAUGUGUUGCCAGCAGCAAUGUGGACUUUGCAUAGAACAAAGAACAAUGCGGACAUUCCGCCGCCAUUGCAGCCCGGCAGUCCACUAAUUACUUGGUUGGUGCCCGACAAAAAGCGACAAAGAAACGUGCGGGAGCCGGACACAUGGAUUCCGCAAGUUGAAGUGUGCACUUAUUCUGGUCCUCAUCGAAGGCUUUGGAUGGGUCCACAGUUCAAAUUUUUCGAGUAUCGUGAGGAGAGUAGUAGCGCUGAGCUGAUGACACCAUCAGAAUCACGGCACUCUCUUUCGUCAAUCAAAUCGGUUCCUGUGGUUAUAGGAGGUGCCGGAAACAAUAGCUCAAAUAGCGAUGCCACUCGUAUUGAAUGCGGGUCCUGGGCGAGUGAAGUAUCGAUGGCAUUGGGGGAUCAGGUGACAGUCAGUGGUGAUAUCAGUGAACAAAUAGCGGACGCAAUGCGUGACGUUGAAAUUGAUGAAUCGCGUGCAGUCGGGGAGGUUUUCUUUGACACCCAUUCGCCAGGGAUUAAACGGAAACCAUCCAAAAGCAAAACGACUGUCGACGAGGAGGAUUUUGAUUUUGAUGAUUUUCGAUAAUUUUCUUUUGAGGGACAAACCUCCCCAUUGAUUUGCGAAAUCCUUAAGUUCACCUGAAUGAGUCGUCUGUAAGUCCUUCUAUUUUGUCAGCUUGCUUUGUCCUGAGAAAUUUUCUUCUUUUAAUAUUCUCUUUUCUUACUCUGCUUUUCAAAACCCAGCUGCUUAGUUGUGGCUUUACUAAAACUAUUCUGAUUUUUUGCCUUUUUUGAGUUUCACACACUAUUAGUAAAAGCACGACUAGCUGUCAUAGUUUUCUAAUUCUUCAUUUUUUACUUUUUUAUAUUGAUUGCAACUCUUCCAGUGUUGCUAUUGUAUAUAAUUGUAUAUUAACUGCCAUUGAAGAAUGUAUAGGUAUCUUGCUUAUCUUCUUUUUCUCUAAACAGGGACAUUACUGCGCUAUUCUAGGCCAUCCAUUUUCCACUUCAUAUUUAGCUCCACGAGGAAUCUUCGGCCGUUUUGAGGCCUAUACUUCCUUAUGCCAGUUUUCCCAGUAUGAUUUUCUCUCUUCCAGCAAAACUUGGUAGACGUAGCCCCGAUAUAGUGCACACUGUAAUUGUGAUAACAUUCAGGUUUCUUGUCUAGCUCGAUAUUCAAUACUCAGUAUUGAUAUUCGCAGUGCGAAUUGACGUAUGGUUUGAAGUGAUUUUAGGGCUCUCAAUUUGGUUCAGCGUCCUUCCGGACUGCUAAAAGUACAGAGAUCAUGUGCGACUGAUUUCCAAGCAUUAUUCUCUCAUUUGUAUGUGUGUAUAGGUUGUCAACAUAACAAAAUUGCCUUAUGCUUAGAAGUAUUAACGAAUUUAACUAGGUUUUUAUUGAUCGAAAAUCCAAAAAACACGGUGCGGUGAUCCAGCUUUUCUCCCUUAUGUAUACGGUGUUCUUCCUCUUCUUACUUUGUCUAACAAUAAGUUCCGCAUAAAUGGACGUUGAGCGUCUUAUCAUAAUUUUUUAAGGACGUCUUGAAUAAUCCAUUGAGUUGUUUGAGGACUAGAUAUACAUUGUUCAUCAUGCAGUGAAUCGUAUGUUGUAUGUAUAAAACUUGCAAAAGCAUCCCCGCGGAAAUAAUCGCAUUUGAACAUUG
Messenger RNA from Cylicocyclus nassatus, 3717 nucleotides. NCBI's taxonomy places the organism in Eukaryota, Metazoa, Nematoda, Chromadorea, Rhabditida, Strongylidae. The record is from the annotation of a GenBank genome assembly.